AUUCCAUCAAGAAGCUGUACAAGAUCUAAAAUUUCAGACCGCUUGUUUGAGUUCAUAUGGUGCCGACAGAACAAAGAUAAUCUUUGGGAGAAGAUGUUGGAAUACAUGAAAAACACGGGAUAUUUUGAAAAGAAGGAAGUAGGUAAAGCAGAUAAAAGUGGAA
Messenger RNA from Racocetra persica, 163 nucleotides. The record is from the annotation of a GenBank genome assembly. Lineage: Eukaryota; Fungi; Glomeromycota; Glomeromycetes; Diversisporales; Gigasporaceae.